This is a messenger RNA of Miscanthus lutarioriparius, 360 nucleotides long. The record is from the annotation of a GenBank genome assembly. Lineage: Eukaryota; Viridiplantae; Streptophyta; Magnoliopsida; Poales; Poaceae.
AUGGCAGUAUGGCACGCAGGUCAUGGUACAGCAAUAUCAGUAACAGCUAUGGCUCCAUUUUCAGUUAUUCUCGGCAAUAUCAUGGCAGUAAAAUUCCCCCUUUCCCCUCCACCAAAGUGUGCUGUAAAGAUAAUUUUUCUUGGAAUACUUAUUCCUAAUUAUUCCUCCAGUCCUUUGUAUGUGUGGUUUCUCAAAAUAAUGUUUCUAGUUGCUGGCAGUGAUGGGUUGGAACAGCACUGGGCACUGGGCGGAACAGGGGACGACAACAACGGUGUUGGGCAGGAUAGUUAUGGAAUAUGGAUUGCAUAUUGGGAUUAUAUGAAGUUUUCUUGGAAAAUUUUGUUGGUCCUAAAACCUUGA